This is a messenger RNA of Colletotrichum higginsianum IMI 349063, 1839 nucleotides long. Its product is annotated as Multicopper oxidase. The record is from RefSeq and is a predicted model, not a curated record. Bases 1 to 1839 code for a protein of 612 amino acids. Gene Ontology annotation, biological process: cellular response to iron ion starvation; reductive iron assimilation. The transcript is spliced from 4 exons. Gene Ontology annotation, molecular function: copper ion binding; ferroxidase activity. NCBI's taxonomy places the organism in Eukaryota, Fungi, Ascomycota, Sordariomycetes, Glomerellales, Glomerellaceae. Gene Ontology annotation, cellular component: high-affinity iron permease complex.
AUGGCCUCCCUCGCACCGGCCUUCUUGGCCCGCUUCGCCGUCCUGGCGCUCCUCUUGACCUCCUCCGUCCUGGCAAAGACCAUCGAGCUCGACUGGAACAUCGGAUGGGUCCUGGCCAACCCGGACGGCGCCUUCGACAAGCCCACCAUCGCCGUCAACGGCCAGUGGCCGCUGCCGCUCAUCGAGGCCGACAAGGGCGACCGCCUCGUCCUCACCGUCCACAACCACCUGGGCAACGCGAGCACCAGCCUUCACUUCCACGGCAUGUUCCAGAACGGCACGAACCACAUGGACGGCGCCGUCGGCAUCACCCAGUGCGCCAUUCCGCCGGGGAAGUCCUUUACGUAUGAUUUCAAGUUCGACCAAGUCGGCACCUACUGGUACCACGCCCACAACGACGGCCAGUACCCCGAGGGCCUCCGCGGCCCCCUGGUCAUCCACGACCCCAAGGGCCCCUACGAGGGCAAGUAUGACGAGGAGCUCGUCAUCACCUUCUCCGACUGGUAUCACCGGUCGACCCGGGCCCUCAUCAAGGAGCUGAUCAGCGUCGAGAACCCCACCGGCGCCGAGCCCGUGCCCAACUCGGCCCUCAUGAACGACACCCAGAACCUCAAGGUCGGCGUCCAGCCCGGCAAGACCUACCUCGUGCGCAUGGUCAACAUCGGCGCCUUCGCCUCGCACUACGUCUGGUUCGAGGGCCACCCGAUGCGCGUCGUCGAGGUCGACGGCGUCUGGACCGACGAGGCCGCCGCCGACAUGCUGUACAUCGCCCCGGCCCAGCGCUACAGCGUCCUCCUGACGACCAGGGACGACGCCUCGGCCGGCAACUUCGCCAUCGUCGGCGCCAUGGACGAGGACCUCUUCGACGUCAUCCCCGACGGCCUCAACCCCAACGUCACGGGCUGGCUCGUCUACGACGACCACAAGCCCCUGCCGGAGCCCGCCGCCGUCGACGAGUUCGACCCCUUUGACGACUUUGAGCUGGUCCCCGUCGACAGGGAGGAGAUUUACGACAGGGUCGACCACUCUUUCAGCUUCAACGUCAAGAUGGACAACCUCGGCGAUGGCGCAAACUACACGAAACUGACCACCGAGCCCAGCGCCUUCUUCAACGACAAGACGUACGUCCUGCCCAAGGUCCCCUCGCUCUACACGGCCCUCACCGUCGGCGCCGCCCACGCCGCGGACCCGCGCGUCUACGGCACCUACACGAUCCCGCACGUGCUCCGGCGCAACGACGUCGUCGAGAUCGUCCUCAACAACGAGGACGACGGCAAGCACCCCUUCCACCUGCACGGCCACCAGUUCCAGGUCAUCCACCGCUCCGACGAGGACGCCGGCGCCUUCGCGAACGGCACCGGCUCCUCCGCCGUCGCCUUCCCCCGCCACCCCAUGCGCCGCGACACCCUCCUCGUCGAGGGCAACGGCAACUUCGUCAUCCGCUUCCGCGCCGACAACCCCGGCGUGUGGCUGUUCCACUGCCACAUCGAAUGGCACAUGGACCAGGGCCUCAUCGCCACCAUCGUCGAGGCGCCCGAGGCCCUGCAGGGCCGCGCCGUCCCCGAGGGCCACCUGGAAGCGUGCCGCGCCGCGCGCGUCCCGACCGAGGGCAACGCCGCGGGCAACACCAAGAACCCGCUCGACCUGCGCGGCGAGAACAGGCCCCCCGCCCCGCUGCCGGAGGGCUUCACGCCCAAGGGCUACGUCGCCAUGUUCUUCAGCUGCGUCGCGGCCUUCCUGGGCUUGGCCGUCAUCUCGUGGUACGGAGCCAUGGACUCGGACAAGGAGGCGAGCAUCGAAGACCGCGCCGCGUCCGGAUCCCGGGACAGGGAUGAAUAA